Messenger RNA from Emericellopsis atlantica, 709 nucleotides. Its product is annotated as 40S ribosomal protein S15. The coding region runs from base 112 to 570 and encodes 152 amino acids. NCBI's taxonomy places the organism in Eukaryota, Fungi, Ascomycota, Sordariomycetes, Hypocreales, Bionectriaceae. Gene Ontology annotation, cellular component: ribosome; cytosolic small ribosomal subunit. The record is from RefSeq and is a predicted model, not a curated record. Gene Ontology annotation, molecular function: structural constituent of ribosome; RNA binding. The transcript is spliced from 4 exons. Gene Ontology annotation, biological process: translation; ribosomal small subunit assembly.
AUACAGCCUGAGUUGCACGACCUACUACGACUCCAGCACGGCCAAAAGUCUCGCGAAUCGACACCCUGCGAAUCGAUUUGCGACGGAUCAUCAACCAACAACACCGCAAUCAUGGCUGACGAAUACGACGCCGAGCAGGCUGCCGAGAUCAAGAAGAGAAGAGCAUUCCGCAAGUUCUCUUACCGUGGAAUCGACCUCGACAACCUUCUGGACCUCAGCUCCGACCAGCUCCGUGAUGUCGUCCACGCCCGUGCCCGCCGCAGGAUCAACCGCGGUCUCAAGCGCAGGCCCAUGGGCUUGAUCAAGAAGCUCCGCAAGGCUAAGCAGGAGGCCAAGCCCAACGAGAAGCCCGACCCCGUCAAGACCCAUCUCCGCGACAUGAUUGUCGUCCCCGAGAUGAUUGGCUCCGUCAUUGCCAUCUACUCCGGCAAGGAGUUCAACCAGGUCGAGAUCAAGCCUGAGAUGGUUGGCCACUACCUCGCCGAGUUCUCCAUCUCAUACAAGCCUGUCAAGCACGGCCGUCCCGGUAUUGGUGCUACAAACUCUUCUCGUUUCAUUCCUCUCAAGUAAGGAAAGGUGCGGUGGCUUGGGUGGUGUUUGCAUUCAUGGACUUUCAAGGGCGAAAAGGGCUGGUUCUGGUAGAAUGCUCUACCUUAUGGUGAUGACAAUGAUUACCACGAGAGUACAAUCAAAAAACCUCAUCAAAUCA